This is a messenger RNA of Procambarus clarkii (red swamp crayfish), 483 nucleotides long. Lineage: Eukaryota; Metazoa; Arthropoda; Malacostraca; Decapoda; Cambaridae. The record is from RefSeq and is a predicted model, not a curated record.
AUGAAACCAAAAGUUAUCAGAGAUACCAGCAAAAUACCUGAAAUUUCUGAAGGUACCAGCAAAAUACCUGAAGUUUCUGAAGGUACCAGCAAAAUGCCUGAAGUUUCUGAAGGUAUCAGCAAAAUACCAGAAGUUUCUGAAGGUACCAGACCUGAAGUUUCUGAAGGUACCAGCAAAAUGCCUGAAGUUUCUGAAGGUAUCAGCCAAAUACUUAAAGUUUCUGAAGGUACCAGCAAAAUGCCUGAAGUUUCUGAAGGUACCAGCCAAAUACUUAAAGUUUCUGAAGGUAUCAGCAAAAUACCAGAAGUUUCUGAAGGUACCAGCAAAAUACCUGAAGUUUCUGAAGGUACCAGCAAGAGGGACAGAUCGAUGUUGGUGGUGGUGAAAAAAAGUCAGUUGACUAAUUUAGUGGACACUUGGGAGGAAGUUGUUAAACAAAAAUUAAAGCCCAACAAACCAAUGUUUCAUUAUAAGAAAGAUUAA